AUGGGCGUCGGACGCCGUAUGAAGAAACAGGGCGCGCCUGAGCCGCUGUCAGAAGAACACUUUGCCAAUCUUAAGCGGAAGAAGGGUCUUCCGGUUGACGAUACGCCGGCCGAGGUGCGCUCAACCAAGAAGCGCCGUACAUCGACGAAGUCCGAGAAGUCUUCCAAGAAGCCCCGUGGGGAGAGCACUAAGAAUGGUGUAAUCGCGACGAAGACGGCAGGGAAACAAACCAAUGGCACCAAGAAGUCAUCUGGGUCGUCAGAGAAUGGCCUGAAGGCUAACAAAGCGAAGUCCAAGAAGGCUUCUGUACCAGAAUCCGACUCAGACGAGGAGAUGGGUGACGAGUUUGAUGCUUCCGAAUUGGAGGUUGACGGUGGAUCUGAUUUGGACGAGCAGACGCUCGGCGACGAUUUCUUGGGAUCCGACGACUCAGUCUACGACUCGGACCAAGGCAACGGCAAGAAAGAGAAAUUCGUUUUUUCCGACGACGAGGACGACGACGAUGAGGAGCGGGAGGAGAGGUUGACCGCCGCCAACAUCGAGGGGCUGUCAAAGAAGCUAGACGACAAGCUAGCCAGGGAAGCGGAGGAGAACGAAGCGGAACUGCGGGAAGAAGCUUUGCAGACCAACAUUGACGGCGACAAGCCUAAUGUCUUGGGCGAGGAUGACGAUGAUGAGGACGAGCUGUCAUCUAAAACGCAAGGGCUGCUAGCUCCCGACCUUCAGAUGCUGAGGACCAGGAUAACAGAGACCAUCCGCGUGUUGGAGGACUUUUCGAAUCUCGCCGAGGAUGGACGGAGCAGGGCCGAGUAUACCAACCAGUUGCUCAAGGAUGUCUGUGCCUACUAUGGCUACAAUGAGAACCUGUUCCCGCCAAGGGAAGCAUUUGCUUUCUUUGAAGCCAACGAGAGCGCGCGCCCUGUCGUUAUUCGAACAAAUACCCUACGGACGCAUCGCCGUGAUCUAGCGCAGGCUCUCAUCAACCGCGGCGUCACUUUGGAGCCCGUGGGCAAGUGGUCCAAAGUCGGCCUGCAGGUAUUCGAGUCGACCGUGCCAUUGGGUGCCACUCCCGAGUAUCUGGCUGGCCAUUACAUUCUGCAAGCUGCAUCUUCGUUCCUCCCCGUCAUGGCUCUCUGCCCUCAGGAGAACGAACGUUGCCUCGAUAUGGCCGCAGCCCCCGGUGGUAAAACAACGCAUAUGUCGGCGUUGAUGAAGAACACUGGCGUCGUUUUUGCGAACGAUCCCAGCAAGUCUCGUGCCAAGGGUCUGAUCGGCAAUAUUCACCGUCUGGGUGCGAGGAACGUCAUCGUCUGCAACUACGAUGCCCGCGAGUUCCCCAGGGUGAUGGGUGGUUUCGACAGAGUACUCUUGGAUGCGCCUUGCUCUGGCACUGGCGUUAUCGCCAAGGACCCCUCAGUGAAGACCAACAGGGACGAGAAGGACUUCAUUCAAUUACCGCAUACGCAAAAGCAGCUGUUGUUGGCAGCUAUUGAUUCGGUCAACCAUGCAAGCAAGACGGGUGGUUACGUUGUCUACUCUACAUGCAGCGUGGCAAUCGAGGAAAAUUUUAGCGAACAAGUUGUCGCGUAUGCCUUGAGUCGCCGGCCUAACGUCAAGCUCGUCGAGACCGGCCUCCCCUUCGGCAAGGAGGGCUUCACCAGCUAUAUGGGCAAGGCGUUCCACCCCAGCCUCAAGCUGACACGCCGGUAUUACCCCCACUUGUACAACGUUGACGGGUUCUUCGUCGCCAAAUUCCAGAAGGUUGGACCCACGGCUGGGAACGCCGUCCUCGCCAAUGGCAAGAAGGAUAAGGAUGCCGCCAUCAUGAAGGCCGCGGAUGAGAAUGACGGCGAGGUUAUCGAUAAGACACCUGUCGCUGCGGAGGGCGAGGAAGAAGCCAAGGACGACUUUGGCGGGUUCGACGACAAUGAGGACGAGGACUACAUUGAGCGUGCCAAGCGGAACGCGAUGAGGAGGCGUGGUCUUGAUCCUCGGGCGUUGAAGAAGGGACAAGAGAAGAAGCCGGCCAAGGAGGUAGAGACGCCUAAGGAGGCAUCCAAAGAGGCACCCAAGGAGGGACCCAAGGAGAAGUCUAACGACAAAGUCAAGGAAAAAACCAAGGGCAAGCCCAAGGAGAAGACGAAGCUGAAGGCCAAGGAGAAGAAGUAG
Molecule: messenger RNA, 2169 nt
Organism: Chaetomium globosum CBS 148.51
Lineage: Eukaryota; Fungi; Ascomycota; Sordariomycetes; Sordariales; Chaetomiaceae
Product: S-adenosylmethionine-dependent methyltransferase superfamily domain-containing protein
Exons: 11
Coding region: 1-2169 (722 amino acids)
Biological process (GO): rRNA base methylation; maturation of LSU-rRNA
Cellular component (GO): nucleolus
Molecular function (GO): rRNA (cytosine-C5-)-methyltransferase activity; RNA binding
Source: RefSeq, a predicted model, not a curated record